Molecule: messenger RNA, 1408 nt
Organism: Impatiens glandulifera
Lineage: Eukaryota; Viridiplantae; Streptophyta; Magnoliopsida; Ericales; Balsaminaceae
Product: tobamovirus multiplication protein 3-like
Exons: 11
Coding region: 241-1113 (290 amino acids)
Source: RefSeq, a predicted model, not a curated record
AAAAAAAAAAAAAAAAUCGGUUCUUGCCGCUUCCUUCCUUCCUUCCGAUUCCGGCUGUUUUUCGCGAUCCAAAAACGGAUAAUCAUCCCCAUUUCUGAUUUACAAAGUACCAACCGAGCUGUAAUCCACCGGUUCGUAAAUCAUCUUUCUUCUUUAUCAAUCCCCACGUUCCAGAAAAAUCAAAAACUAUAAUCGGUACGAUUAUCUCUCGAAUCGUCGCCGUAGUUCCCAACACCGGAGAUGGCGGGGGUGUUUCUGACAUCCUUGGAGAUGACUACUUUCGCCCUCAAGGAAGCCUCUAAUUGGUGGGACCGUGUAAACGAAUCCUAUCUCUGGCAAGAUCGUAUUUUCCAUAUCUUAGCGGGUCUUUACGGCGUUGUUGCCGUUGUUGCUUUGGUACAACUGGUCCGCAUACAGUUGAGGGUACCAGAGUACGGUUGGACAACUCAGAAGGUCUUUCAUUUUCUCAAUUUCUUGGUGAAUGGGGUUCGAUCUCUUGUUUUUGUAUUCCGCCGCAAUGUCCAAAGGCUGGCUCCUGUGAUUCUCCAGCAUAUGCUGCUUGAUGUGCCAAGCCUUGCCUUCUUUACUACAUAUGCAUUGCUCGUGUUAUUCUGGGCAGAGAUAUACUAUCAGGCACGUGUUGUGUCUACUGAUGGAUUGAGGCCAAGCUUCUUUACGAUUAAUGCUGUUGUUUAUGUUGUUCAGAUUUCUUUGUGGCUUAUCAUCUGGUGGAAGCCUAUUGGACCUUUGAUCAUUAUGUCAAAAUUGUUCUUUGCAGGUGUUUCCUUGGUUGCUGCUUUGGGAUUUGUUCUGUAUGGUGGAAGGCUAUUUCUUAUGUUGCGACGUUUCCCUGUAGAAUCAAAAGGCCGACGUAAGAAAUUGCAAGAGGUUGGAUAUGUGACAACUAUCUGUUUCUCAUGCUUCCUUGUCAGGUGUAUUAUGAUAUGCUUUAAUGCAUUUGAUAAAGCUUCAGACCUGGAAGUGUUGGAUCAUCCCUUGCUAAACUUGAUAUACUACGGGUUGGUAGAGAUACUUCCUUCUACUCUUGUACUAUUCAUCCUGAGGAAGCUCCCACCAAAACGCGGUAUUACCCAGUAUCACCCCAUUCGUUAAGAGACAGAAAACAAGAGUAGAGAAAGGAAGGAAGAGGAGGGUCCAAGAACAAGUUAAGAUCUUCUUUUUGAUUGACAAUUUGUGGGGGUGGGAUGAAAGAUUCAUGAUGUUGGGGGCAUCUUUGAGUGAGUGAGUGAGUUCUUCUCCUUGUAGAUGGAGAUCCAACCAAGUUAAGAGAAGUUUAUAAAUACCUAUAUGGUGUCACUUCUGUAAUCUAUUUGUUUUUUUAGUCUUUGUUUUCUCUCUAUUAUUUCGUUUGUAAAAAUCAUCGCAAUAAUUAACUUGUUUCUAACAA